This is a messenger RNA of Kockovaella imperatae, 764 nucleotides long. Its product is annotated as putative 40S ribosomal protein S12. The record is from RefSeq and is a predicted model, not a curated record. Gene Ontology annotation, cellular component: cytosolic small ribosomal subunit; ribosome. NCBI's taxonomy places the organism in Eukaryota, Fungi, Basidiomycota, Tremellomycetes, Tremellales, Cuniculitremaceae. The transcript is spliced from 4 exons. The coding region runs from base 95 to 547 and encodes 150 amino acids. Gene Ontology annotation, molecular function: structural constituent of ribosome. Gene Ontology annotation, biological process: translation.
CAGUCAGUUGAAAUUUCGAGAGGAAGCUCGACAUCCUAAACACUUUCAUAUACUUUCUUCGAAAAACUCUCCAGUGGACGAAGGCUAUUCCAAAAUGUCUGACGCUGGAUCUGAAACCGCUUCCAACGCUCCCGCCGCGGCUGAAGUCGAGGUGGUCGAGACUACCACUGAGAAAUCUGGACCUAUGUCGGUCGAAGAUGCCUUGCAAGAGGUCAUCAAGACCGCUUUGGUCCACGAUGGAUUGGCUAGAGGAUUGAGGGAAUGUGCCAAGGCUCUUGACAAGCGAGAGGCUCACCUUUGUGUCUUGGUCGAGACUGUGACUGAGGCCGAAUACCUCAAGCUCAUCGAAGCUCUCUGUACCGAGCACAACAUCCAGCUUAUCAAGGUCUCUGACGCCAAGGUCCUCGGACAAUGGGCUGGGCUCGCUAAAAUUGACCGAGAGGGCAAACCCCGAAAGGUUGUCGGAUGCUCCUGUGUCGUCAUCACCAACUACGGUCAAGACUCGCCCGCACUUCAGGUCCUCCUCGACUACUUCAAGUCCCGCUAAGCGGUCAGCUGUUUGUCCAAAGAGUUCCCGUUCACCAAGGUCAUACUUGGUAGCGAGCCCUUGAGAUAAAUAGCGGCAUAUGCUUGUAAUGCAUCAAUGCAGAGCUUGGAAUAGAAUGCUGUUCAUAUCUUGCUUUUUACCUCGCCAACUGUUGCAUAUCCUCCAGCAUGCCCUUGUGCGCAUUCAUCGCUUCUAUCGCCUGUUCACCGUGUUCUCG